Symbiodinium natans is the source of this 891-nucleotide messenger RNA. The record is from the annotation of a GenBank genome assembly. NCBI's taxonomy places the organism in Eukaryota, Dinophyceae, Suessiales, Symbiodiniaceae.
AUGGCCUCAAUCCGCGUGCUGAGAGUGUUGGGCUUGGCUUCUGUUGCCACAGCAGCAUCUGAGUUUGGUGGCCGGCUCGAAUGCCACAUUAGGCCGCGGAGUAUGGUCACAAACUGCGGUGGGGCCCACGAUCACCUUUCGGACGUCAGCAUCAACUUGGUUCCAGACCCGAUCUCCCGCACCACGCCCUUCACGCUGACACUCAGUGGCACGCUGGACGAGGACCUUACUGGCGGAGAGCUUGAUGUGUCCCUGGAGGUCCGUGCUUUGCGCGUCAUCGACAAGGCAGUCAAUGCGAAGACUUCGUACUCCCUGUCUCCUGGGGUAGCGAAGGGGCCCAUGAAAAUUGUGAUUGGACCCGUCACGCUGCCGCAAGACCCGGGCGAAGCGCUGUUGAAGGGGCAGGUUUCUGUGAAGAACACCAAGGGGGAACCUGUGGCAUGCAUUGCCGUGGACAUCGAGGUGCCUCUGGCAGAGACGCCCUUGACGCAGCAGGAAGAGAUGCCUCCUGUUAUGGAGCAGAACACCUUUUGCAACAAGCCGACUGAUCACCUCAAGAACGCUUCCGAGACACAGACUGGCGAGGUGACGCAGCUGUCUGGCACUUUGGAUGAGGACUUAGACAGCAUUGUGGCGCACGUCAACUUGGAUGUGAAGGCGCUCUUUGUGAAGCUGCCUCUGAAGCUGAGCGUCCCAGUGUCCUUCAGCCCGGCCUUGCCAAAGGGGGAUUGGAAGCUUUCCUUUCACGAGCUGUCCGCCAAGCAGCGUGAGGUGCUUGGGAGUCCCGUCAAGGUGGAGGGCCAGAUCGUCGUCGACGACUCCAAGAACGAGGAGGUGCUUUGCGUGGAGGUCGCCAGCAGCCAGGUGCGGGAUGCGGAGGUCAUCGUCUGA